Molecule: messenger RNA, 1173 nt
Organism: Aphis gossypii (cotton aphid)
Lineage: Eukaryota; Metazoa; Arthropoda; Insecta; Hemiptera; Aphididae
Gene: Bmcp
Product: mitochondrial uncoupling protein Bmcp
Exons: 8
Coding region: 240-1127 (295 amino acids)
Biological process (GO): transmembrane transport
Source: RefSeq, a predicted model, not a curated record
UUAUCUAUAGUACCCGAGUGCCGGCCUUGCCGAACGUAAUAAUUAAUGAUUUUUUAUUUUAAUGAAACAACCAUAAGAAUAUAAGAUUGUUGUCUUAGAUCAACAACGAAACCGACUAUAUUAAAUAUUACUGCAGUAUGCUAUAUUCUAUUAUAAUUUACAAAACGGUAGAUCGAGGUUAAAGGUUUAAACAGUGGUUAUUCUAGAAGAAAAAUAUUUUGAUCAUUAUUUUUAGUGUGAUGGAAAAAAGAGAGUGGCCACUAUUUGUGUAUGGUGGGCUAUCAUCCUGUAUUGCUGAAUUUAGUACUUUUCCUAUUGAUACAACCAAGACUAGACUGCAAGUUCAGGGGCAAUUGGAUGGACAGUUCAAUAAAAUUAAAUACCGUGGAAUGGUAGAUGCUUUUUGUCAGAUUUAUAAGCAAGAAGGUUUCUUGUCACUUUAUUCUGGAAUAAGCCCUGCAUUAAUCCGUCAAUGUACAUAUGGUUCAAUCAAAUUCGGAACAUAUUAUACAUUAAAACAAGCAACUAAUGAAUAUCUACAAGUGACCGAAGAUGUAGCAGUAAAUUUUGGAUGUGCUGUAUGCGCUGGAAUUAUAUCCGCAUCUAUUGCUAAUCCUACAGAUGUGCUAAAAGUCAGACUUCAGGCUUUGGGUCGAGAUAAAACGGGAAUUUUUUUAGAUACCAAUGUUUUUAAAUGUUUUCGUUACAUUUAUGUACAUGAAGGAAUCAGAGGUUUAUGGAAGGGAGUCGGACCAACAUCACAAAGAGCUGCAAUUAUUGCAGCUGUUGAAUUACCAGUAUAUGACUAUUGUAAAUACAAGUUGAUGGACAUUUUUGGAAAUCAUAUAUUUAAUCACUUUAUUUCAAGUCUUAUAGCUAGUUUUGGAAGUGCUGUUGCAUCUAAUCCUAUUGAUGUUAUAAGGACUAGACUGAUGAACCAAAAGCACAAUAGAAAUACGGAGGUUGUUCAACAACACAUCUAUAGAGGAAGUAUUGAUUGUCUAAUAAAAACUGUGAAGUAUGAAGGAGUUAAGGCACUGUACAAAGGUUUCAUUCCCACUUUCGUUCGAAUGGGACCCUGGAACAUAAUAUUUUUUGUGAUUUAUGAAAGACUGAAAACAAUCUAAGUUUUAAGCUUUUAAAAUCUUUAUAAUAUAGAGUAUCCACUAUCCA